Molecule: messenger RNA, 1011 nt
Organism: Myotis brandtii (Brandt's bat)
Lineage: Eukaryota; Metazoa; Chordata; Mammalia; Chiroptera; Vespertilionidae
Gene: PCBD1
Product: pterin-4 alpha-carbinolamine dehydratase/dimerization cofactor of hepatocyte nuclear factor 1 alpha
Exons: 4
Coding region: 160-537 (125 amino acids)
Biological process (GO): tetrahydrobiopterin biosynthetic process
Molecular function (GO): 4-alpha-hydroxytetrahydrobiopterin dehydratase activity
Source: RefSeq, a predicted model, not a curated record
AUAACAACGAUGUUUACUGAAGUGCCCAUUGGCUCUUGCUGAUGCAAAGUGGACGUGCUUGUCCCCUUUACCCAUGAAGCCCAGGGAGAUGAGUGCCAGGGGCCACCUGGCUGGAGAGAGGAGCUGGUCUGGAACCAACCCUGCACGCUCACUCCACCCAUGUGGCCUGCGGGCUGCCUCAUGAACGCUGCUUUACCCUCCCUCACAUUGUCUCCCCAGACCGUGGCUGGCAAAGCACACAGGCUCAGUGCUGAGGAGAGGGACCAGCUGCUGCCAAACCUGAGGGCCGUGGGGUGGAACGAGCUGGAAGGCCGAGAUGCCAUCUUCAAGCAGUUCCAUUUCAAAGACUUCAACCGGGCUUUUGGCUUCAUGACAAGGGUGGCCCUGCAGGCUGAGAAGCUGGACCACCAUCCUGAAUGGUUUAACGUGUACAACAAGGUCCACAUCACCCUGAGCACCCAUGAGUGUGCAGGCCUGUCGGAACGGGACAUAAACCUGGCCAGCUUCAUCGAACAAGUAGCCGCGUCCAUGACCUAGACCCUGCCUUGCCUCGUUGAAUUCUUCAGGGGAAGGGGUGACUGAUCUGGAAAUCCAGAGAGAGAACGGGAGCCCCCCAAAUGCUGCUGUAGUCAAAAUUGCUAUGUCCACCUUGCUGCCUCCAUUUAGGGGCGAGUCCUUGCUGUGAGGAGAGAUGCCAGCGUCACUGCCAACACCAAGAACUUGGACUGUUUUCCCCCACACUGUGCUCUUCAUCUUGGGGCCCUAUAGAAGGUGCCCUCGUUUGAAUAAGAUCUUCCCAUUCCUUACAGCUUCCCAGCAACAGAAAUGACUUUCUCUCCAGGCCAUAUCUUGCUCCCUUUCUAAUUAAUUUCCCAAGAAGCUGUGAUAGGAGCUGUGUCUAAGACAGACAGAAUCUUAGAAACCAGAACCUUAAUGCCAACCCCCUCCUAUGUGAUAGAAAUGCAUGCUUUUAUGCCUCAAAUAAAACUUGUUUCACUUGGCCGCAGGCUA